AUGCCCAACAGCGUUGGAAAGAGCUUUAAACCCACCCAAUACAUCCCGGUGUCCACUGCUGCCACUCUUCUCGUAGGAUCUACCACUUUAUUCUUCGUUUUUACGUGCCCCUGGCUUACCAAGGCUAUUUCUCCAGCUGUGCCCAUCUACAAUGGCAUCAUCUUCCUCUUUGUCCUUGCCAAUUUCAGCAUGGCAACUUUCAUGGACCCAGGCAUCUUUCCCAGAGCAAAUGAGGAUGAGGACAAAGACGAUGACUUUCGGGCUCCGCUCUACAAGAACGUGGAGAUCAAAGGCAUCCAGGUUCGGAUGAAGUGGUGCGCUACCUGCCAUUUCUACAGACCACCGCGCUGCUCCCACUGCAGCGUCUGUGACAACUGUGUGGAGGACUUUGACCAUCACUGCCCAUGGGUGAAUAACUGCAUUGGCCGGCGGAACUACCGCUACUUCUUCCUGUUCCUGCUGUCACUGAGCACCCAUAUAAUUGGGGUGUUCUCCUUUGGCCUGCUCUUUGUGCUCCACCAUUUGGAGACCCUGGGUGCGCUGCACACCACUGUGACUCUGGUGGUAAUGUGUGUGGCAGGUUUGUUUUUUAUUCCAGUGAUGGGGCUCACUGGUUUCCACAUGGUUUUGGUUGCCAGAGGCCGCACUACAAAUGAACAGGUGACAGGAAAGUUCCGAGGAGGAGUAAAUCCCUUCACCAAAGGUUGCUGUGGCAACGUAAAACAUGUCUUGUGCAGUCCCCUGGCUCCAAGGUACAUGGUGGAUCCCAGGAAAAAGGCUCCAGUUUCCAUUCAACCCCCCUUCCUGCGCCCUGCCCUCUCCGACAGACACAUUGCCGUUAAGGUCAGCGACAACGGCAUCCACAGCAGCAUCCUCCGAUCUAAAUCCAGAACCAGUCUGGAUGGGCUGAAUGAAAGGGGUCUGGACCCACAGCCACCAGUGCUGCCCCCAAAAGCUGAUCGUCAUAACCAGCUGAAAAACCAGUUAACCUCCAGUGAAGAGAGUUCCCUGUCCAGUAAGACUGUCAACCCAUCCACACCGGCCAUGUACAAAUACAGACCAUCCUUUGGCACCAUGCCCAAAGUCCACUACCACACAGCAGGGGAGAAGAUUUCGAUGCCGGACGACUGUAAACCGACGGCUAUUCUCGAGGAGGGCUGCAGGGCGCACGACUACCGCUCCGAGCCGAACCUCGACCUUCCAGACUAUCGCAACGCUCCCCUUCAUCGGACCUAUCAGUCCUCUCCGUUCCAACUGGACUCGUUCAGCACCACCUCCCGGUCUCUGAGCCUGAGACAGGGUCAGCGCCAGGGCGAGCGGGCUGGGUUCGGGCCGACAAAGGUGGAGGCGUUGACGUCCACCCCUCACAGGGGCGUGUUCUCACCCGGGACGCUGUCCAACCGAAACGGGAGUCUCUCGUAUGACAGCCUGCUCCACCCCAGUGUUUCCCCGGCAACUGUCGUUGCAGGGACUGAAUGCACGGCCCAUCCUGGCGUGCCUUCGAUGGGGUUCCACUCCCCAUACCUGCCUACCAAAAUGUGCCAUGUGCAGAGGCAGCAAGCCCCGCCUCCCUCUUAUAGCCCUGUACGAGUGGGUGCGAUCUAUCGCAGCCACUCCCCUCAUCCCCGAGAUCCCUCCCCUGUGCGCUAUGACAACCUCUCCAAAACCAUCAUGGCCUCUAUCCAGGAGCGCAAGGAGAUGGAGGAGAGGGAGAAGCUAUCACACAUACAUGGCCACACCCACAGCCACACCCCCAGCCACACCCACGGAGACUCGGGUGUGUUCGACACCUGCGGAGGUUAUGGACUCCCUCCAGGCACUUGCUACCCAGAGGGCCCGCUGCGAGGGGCGGGGUCACGGGGAGCCACGCCCCCAGCCUACGGCUCACGGGACAACUUGAUGGGGGCGGGGGGCGGAGUGGGGGGUUAUGGGGCACGGACGCCCGUGUUGCGCUCGGCUGGUUCCUCUCUGGCCCGGGUGCCUAGAACUUCAUCCUCUUCCCUUCACACGGACGGGAGCAGCAGCAGCAGCGUUCAGGGCCGACCCGCGGACCAGCAGUACCGAUCUCCGGCCCACCAGUCCCAGCACUCACCCUGCCCUGUCCCCCGCUCCCCCUCCUACACCCACCAGAAAGUCACCUUCAUCAGUGCCAUGGAGAGGACAGACUCCCCCCAGCUGGGUGGCCCCAGAGAGAACAUAGCUCAAGGUAAAGUCAACGGGCAACCCAAAGCCCAGACACGUGACUGCCACCUAGCGACAGCGUCCAGUACCCCCGAUACUCCCCUCAGCCCAAGCCGACACACUAAUGUCAAAAAGGUGACGGGUGUGGGCGGCACCACCUAUGAGAUAUCUGUUUGA
Molecule: messenger RNA, 2358 nt
Organism: Chanos chanos (milkfish)
Lineage: Eukaryota; Metazoa; Chordata; Actinopteri; Gonorynchiformes; Chanidae
Gene: zdhhc8b
Product: zDHHC palmitoyltransferase 8b
Exons: 11
Coding region: 1-2358 (785 amino acids)
Biological process (GO): protein palmitoylation
Molecular function (GO): palmitoyltransferase activity
Source: RefSeq, a predicted model, not a curated record